GUUUGUCACUUGCACGCGGUCACGCCGGUUGGGCGACCACCAGAAACGAGGCUGCAGAACCGCCUGACCGCUCGCGUGCCUUUAAUUCUUACUGCUAAUAUAAAUAAAUGCGAGUGUUUACUUGGGCAAUUGACGGCUAAGGUUCGCCGGAGUACACGUUUUUUUCUAGAGUGUAUCCAUAUUUUGCAUAUGUGUCAAGAUCUCCGUGAGCGAGUGUGUGUGUUUCUGGAACCGCCAUAAAGUUCAAAAUAAGGAACACCUUCGUAGAUAAGACCGGAACGAAUCGGAAUCGGACUUAUCAGCACCUCCACGGAACGCUUACGGCGGAGAGCAGUGCAAAACGGAGCGGACGGUAAACAAGACUAGAAAAUGAACAAAGAGUGGGCCGGAGAAUAGGCAGAGGCAAAGAGAGAGCGAAAAGCCCAAGUUAAUAUGAGUGAAUAAUUAGCCGUAGGCGGUUCAGUCGAGACAUCAUGCGGAAUAUCAGAAAUCUCAAGGAUCCCACGGCGUGGACAUGGCUCCGCCUGUCCCUACUGCCCCUCCUCCUUCUCCUCCUCCACUCCGCCCGGGCGGAUCCCGCGAAGGUGAGCUGUGGGGAGUACGGCACCACCAUCACCUGCGACUGCAACAACUCCGACCAGCCCAUGGCUUUGCCUACUCUGCACGGGGGCGUGGACACCAUUGAGAUCCGCAACUGCCGGGACCUGGUGGUGGAGGCCAAUCGGCUGGCGGACACGAUGGGUCUGCAGAAGGUGGCCUUCCGCCAGGUGGGUCAGCUGGUGCUCCGGGAGUACGCGCUGAGUGUACCGCGAUACGCCAGCAACAAGGCCCUGAUCGUGGAGUUCGAGCAGACGAACCUCAAGCUGAUCGAGUCGCAUGCCAUUAACGGCAACAUCGCGGAGAUCUCAUUCGUGGGCGGGCGCAUCGACCUGAUGAAGCCCUUCGGCUUCACCACCACCAAGGACAGCGCCAUACUGCUCAAGUUCGACGGGGUCACCAUCCAGCGCAUCGAGAGUCAGGCCUUCAAGAAGUUCGCCGUGGAGCAGAUGACCAUCGCCAACUGCCAGGUCCUGGGUGACCUGCCCACCCGGGCGUUCUACGAGCUCGAGGUCACCAACGAGCUGAGUCUGCGGGGCAAUCGGUUCCAGGAGGUCCACUCCCAUGCCCUCUCCUUCAAGCUUGUCUCCAAGCUGAGCCUGAGCGACAACCACUUCGUGUCCGUGGAUGGCGAGUGGCUGGAGGCGCAAAUCCGCGACGCGGCCACCAUCCGGGGCAACAGCUUCGGGGCCACCAGUGAGAUCGCCUUUCGCAGCCUCACCGUGCACCGUGCGUACCAGCUGAGCGAGCACCUGGAGCUGCGUUUCCACAACAACAGCCUGCGCAGCUCUCGUCCAGGAGCAGAUCCCCGAGCGGAUGUCGCCGGAGCAGCAGUUGCCCCCCAGCCACUGCGCUUCGACGGCAGCUUCUCGCUCAGCAUCCGCGAUCUGCGCUACGACAAUUCCUGGAGCUGCGAGCAGCUGGACAGGAGUGUGGAGCCACCCCUGCCCCGGGCGGACUUCUUUCGGCUCCACAGCGAUCAGCUGUUCUUCCAUCCGCCCGCUUCUGGCGGAGAUCAGGGGGUGCAGCCCUACAUGCCGCUGCGACUGCUGAUCACCGAACAGUGUCGCGAGCGCAGCUACAUGGCCUACAUCAUCUCGGGAAGUGUGGUGCUGGGACUGCUGCUGCUGCUGCUCAUCCUACUCCUCUGGUGGCGCGUGGUGCAGCGGCGACGACGCCGCAAACUGGACGUAGUGCAGCCGGAGCCGCGCACCUACAAGGAGACCCAGAUCGUAUACCAAAUCGAGAACGCUGGCCUGCUAAAGACUGAUUUGUAGACGCCAAGGAAAGACAUGCGGAGGGCUGUCUUCGAGCACUUGGAGACCCAGGGCAGACCCUCUGCCCACAGAGACACAGAGCUGAAUGAAGCUAGAGGAGCGGGCGGUGGGGUGGUGGGAGGAGCGGGAGGAGCGGCCACCAUGACCACCACCCAUCAUACGGAACCACCAAUGCGUGACCUUUCGCUGUACCAAAACAAUAGCCUACAGUUAGUCGUAAAGUAUCUUAUUCUAAUUAAUCUGUCAGUUGUAAGUGGCCAUGUAAAUAGUCGCACUAGGCUGGGAUCUUGCCCAGAAAUAUCCAGGUGGGUUCGCCAAAGCCCAUCGAAUACGUACAUGUAUGGAAUAAAUCAAACUAAAGCCAA
This is a messenger RNA of Drosophila biarmipes, 2239 nucleotides long. RefSeq lists its product as uncharacterized. The record is from RefSeq and is a predicted model, not a curated record. The coding region runs from base 474 to 1874 and encodes 466 amino acids. The transcript has 5 exons. Lineage: Eukaryota; Metazoa; Arthropoda; Insecta; Diptera; Drosophilidae.